Molecule: messenger RNA, 3014 nt
Organism: [Torrubiella] hemipterigena
Lineage: Eukaryota; Fungi; Ascomycota; Sordariomycetes; Hypocreales; Clavicipitaceae
Source: the annotation of a GenBank genome assembly
CCACUCCGUCCGUGAACGUCUAUUCAUUGUGUUACGGCGAUGGUCCAAUGGUUCCGUCACGUGGGACAAACGCUGGGCUCUGCAAGUGAGCAUACCAAUGGAAGACGCUACUGGUGCUGGCUACGUGAUUAACCUUUAGAAAAUUCACUGUACUUUAAAAAAAAGUGUGGUUAGAAAUUUCCGGUAGCCAAUAGUCCUAGUUUGUAGUGAAUGUAUCAAAGUAUGAAAUUAUGACACAGGCUAAAAAGGUUGGACGGGAAUAUCCCUGCAGCUGUAACUUUUGGUAGUGUUGUUCUGGCGUGGCGCGAAUUCUGCCAGGUCCACCGCCAAAUUUCUCGUUCAAACUGGCAGGCGUCCUUCCCCCUAGCGUCUGACCACAUCACCAUCAAUCGCCGUGAUCAGCUCCAGGACAGACUCCGUUGACUAGCCGUGCGGCUUGCAGGCAAUGUUGUUAUAACAGAAGCCCAUCCCCUUUAAAACGGAAUAUUUGUCUGAGCCACCACCUGGCCUCGAGAAUUCGAUGAUGAUGGCGAGCAGCCAUUUGGUAACGCGCGGCGCGCAAGACAUGGCCGGAGAACUCUCCCAGAGCGAGCGAUAUGAGCUGAGCCAGUACGACAAGAUCGUGCAAUUUUGCAACGCCAUUUUCGCAGGAGAACAUCCGAGCAUCAAGCUUCCGGCCGAUCGAACACCAAUAGAUGCAGCCAGUAUUGAAACUGCUCUUCGCAACGCAAGCAAGCGCGCCGAAGAAAACCGUUUCUCCGCGUCAAAGCAGCCCACAAGAGCCAAUCCAAUCUUCCUUGAGAAAUCCGAGGAACUGAUUUGUGCCGAGAUCCAGCUGGAGCGGCAACGACUUGAGCGCAGCCUUCGGGACGAGCUGGAAGAGCAGCGAGCCACCAAGCAUGUGCCCUCCGAGGCUUGGAGUUCUCUCGAUUUGUCGGGUAUUUUAUCAAAGGCCCUUGCCAUGACAGGAGCCGAUGACGCCGAAAAUGGAGUGCCAAGUGGACCAAAACGUGCUAACAAUGAUAAUGCAAGUGAUUCCUUUGAUGAUAACACCUUCUACUCGUCCAACGAUGACUUUGUCACUUCUCAACCAACUCCACAUUCCCAUAACCGCAACGACAAGGCAAAAGGCAAUCCAUCUUCGAAUGCUGCGAACGAUGCAAGGGACUCAUCCCCAUAUUCUCCUGUUUACAAUGCGCCAGCGCAGCCAGUCAGUGUGCCAACCAACCCUGUGCAGGUACCUGGGCUUAACGCGUACAAUCCGGGCACCGCCAAUAUUCAACAAUGGAUUUCGUCCUAUUUGGCAAUGGUUCAAACUAGCGGCCAGGCGAUAAACGCUGGCCACGCUCCAAACGUCGCCUCAGCCUACGGCGCUACACAAGGUGGUAAUCCAUACACAGGCGUACCGGCGGAGGAGAGUACCAGAGGCGGUCAUGGGUCAGACAGGAAGAAGUCGAAAAAGAAGAAGCGUAAGGCUGACCGCGAAGCGAUGAACGCAGCACCUUCACCACGCAUCAAGGCUGAGCCGCGUUCAGUCUCACCAGUUGCUGGCCCCUCUCAAAUCCGACCUAGUAAACGUCAGAGACAGAUGCACGACCAAGGACAGGAUGUUGGGUAUGACCCUUCACAUUCCAACCUAUCCGGUGCUAAUGUGCAAGGGAACUAUCAACGACAUAACGAACCUGCGUCGCGAUCUACCAACGCAACGGUGGUGCCUCAGCCGAGAUAUUUGACGGAAACAAUGCCUCCAAGAUGGGUUGAACAUGAUGGUGGGUAUGCAGGCGAGCCAGUGGAGUAUUCUAAUGCUUACGGCUCGCGGCAUGCAUCAGGUGCUGCUAAUGUUCAUCAAUCAUCCUCAGAAACUACCCAGCAGGCCGGCUACCGAGACCCUAGACUUGGCCAAGGAGAGUCCCUUGAAGUCCGCCACUACCCGCCAAGGGUUGCAGCAGAGGGGUAUCCAGCAGUCCACGCUCAACCAACGCGCAUUUAUGUGGACGGGUACGGUCGAGAAUAUAUCGAGCCCCAGCCACAAGUGAUUCAUCAGACGGCAGCACCCUUGACUACUGAACAGGGAUAUAACGCUAUACUGCAGCGAUCGAUGGCUGGGCAGCAAGUCGAUCGACAAUUUGACAGUGGACGAGCAGUAUAUGGAGGCCAUACAGCGCCAUACGCUCCGCAACAUAGCGGCGGAAUUGUUAGGGGCGAAAGCCAAGGGGGUGACAACCGAUUUAGAGGUUAUUCAGAGCACCCUAUGUCUCAGGCACAGCUGGUCAUCCAGGCUGCACAACAAGGAUCGGAGAUGGCGUCUAACCCUGCGUUGCGCGCGACGAGUGCGCACCCAGGUGCCCAAGGUCAUGAUGCAGGGAAUAUUCCCCCAUAUCUGCGUACCUAUGGCCAGAUUCCCGGACACCCGACUGGUGUAGACUACAACGGCCGACAAGCCGAAUCUGUAAGAGAUGGAUAUGCAUCGCAUGGUGUAGCAUACGUGGAGCAACCAAGAGAUGUAGGGCAUCAGCUUCCAUAUUCUGAUGCGUCACGAGAGCCGAUGUAUCGGUAGGGGAACUUGUAACAAACAUUAUAUGGCGUUAUUGUUGGUUGAUGGGGAAAAUAAUAAUGAUGAAUGCAUAUUUAAUGUGAAACAACCAUUAGUUGCUUUGUGUGCACGUUGCUGUAUGGUCAGACAGGCCAACCAGACAACACUACUCAUAAUAGCUUUUGAGCUAGAUCCUUAGCUUUCUAGCGACGGACAGCUAGCGAGGUGCACGUUUCAAGUCUGAACCUUGUUCUGGUGGAGCUGACCCAGAUUCCCGAGCUGCCACUUUGAGGCAUCGUUUCAACAGAUGUUGCUUAGUAGAAGUAAAAUCUUUCGAAUAUUCUGUUCCAACAUUGUCGCCUUGAUUCUACAGAAAUACCUUCUGUAUAAAACCAAAUUGUGGCAGGAUGGAAUUGAGCCGGAUCGAGCAUAUUUGGCUGAUGACGGCCAUAGUGCGGACGUUUGAGAAGAACAGUGUGGU